Lottia gigantea (owl limpet) is the source of this 1110-nucleotide messenger RNA. RefSeq lists its product as hypothetical. NCBI's taxonomy places the organism in Eukaryota, Metazoa, Mollusca, Gastropoda, Lottiidae. Bases 1 to 1110 code for a protein of 369 amino acids. The record is from RefSeq and is a predicted model, not a curated record. The transcript has a single exon. Gene Ontology annotation, biological process: G protein-coupled receptor signaling pathway. Gene Ontology annotation, molecular function: G protein-coupled receptor activity. Gene Ontology annotation, cellular component: membrane.
AUGGCAUCACCGACCGGAAAUGGAAGUUUGAUGUCAAAUGACAUGCUGCGCGCAGCAGAAUAUAAAGCUUUUUAUCUUCAAGCUAGAUUUGUGACUGGUGUGGUGAUGUACCCUAUUAUCUGUAUAAUUGGAUUAUUAGGGAACUCACUUAGCAUAAUCGUCAUGUCUCAGAAACAAAUGACGUCAUCAACUAAUGUGUACUUAAUGUCAUUAGCGAUCUCCGACUGUGUAAAACUCCUAAGUGAUUUUAUGUAUUUCAUGGUAAUUUUACUUCUGGAAGUAGAUCCACCAACCGGAAAUAAAGCCUACGGCUUCCUCUAUCCUUACGCUCAUUACAUUUUUAAUGCAUCGCUAUGCAUUUCCGCUUGGUUAACAGUUUCUGUUGCUGUAGAACGAUACAUUUACGUAUGUCACCCUACCAGAGUGAAAAGUUAUUGUACCAUAAGGCAUGCUCGCUCAGUAUCUCUAGCAGUGUUUAUAUGUAUGAGUAUACUUGCCAUUCCAUAUGCAAUGAGGUAUAAAACAAUAGAAAAUGCAAACAAUUCAACAACUUCACAAUAUGACAUUACUGUUACAGACUUGUGGAGUAACGAAUCUUUUUCCAAAAUAUAUACAUGGAUUCAAAACUUUCUACGAUCCAUAAUUCCACUUUGUUUGCUCAUAAUACUCAAUACGUGCAUUAUUUACGGACUUCGAAGAUGUCGAAUAGGUCGAUCUAAAACUUCUAGACGUCAUAGAAUUACAUUUAUGUUAAUAAUAGUAAUAGUAGUGUUUUUAAUUUGUAUUACGCCGGACGCCAUAAUGUCCACGUUUUUAGGCUUAGGUUAUUAUGAAGAAGAAUUUUUACAGCGAGGAAUACGUGAAAUAACUGAUUUAUUACUCUUAGUGAAUUCAGCGUCAAAUUUUGUUAUUUACUGUAUAUUUAAUACGAUAUUUUGGAGGAAUUUUGUAAAUUUAUUUUGUAAGCCUUGUUAUAGAAUCAAUAUCCAUUUUGAAGAGUCGCAAAUCCGAAGACUGUCUUUAGUGGGAAGACCUAAUAAACAAUCGCUACAAAUGAAAGUGGGCUUAAAUAAAACUAUAUGUGGUAAUGGACUUCUCUCAGAGGUUUGA